GCGCAGGCUCAGGCUCGCCGCGGCGUGGCGGCAGGCGCGGCCCCGGCAGCAGCAGCAGCAGAAGCCGCCGGGCGCCAUGGGGCGUUAGCGCAGCCGGUGCCCUCGCUGUGCCGCAGGAAGGAGCCGCCGCCGCUGCUGCUGGGUGCCUCCCGAGCCGUUCCUCCGCCCGCUCCCUCGCCGCCCGGAGCCCCAUGAGCCUGAACGAGCACUCGAUGCAGGCGCUGUCCUGGCGGAAGCUCUACCUGAGCCGCGCCAAGCUGAAAGCCUCCAGCCGCACCUCCGCGCUGCUCUCCGGAUUCGCCAUGGUGGCUAUGGUAGAAGUUCAACUAGAUGCAGACCACGACUACCCACGAGGUCUCUUGAUAGCCUUCAGUGCCUGUACUACCGUCCUUGUCGCAGUUCACCUUUUUGCACUCAUGAUAAGUACCUGCAUUCUUCCAAACAUAGAGGCCGUUAGCAAUGUGCAUAAUCUCAACUCUGUAAAGGAAUCCCCUCACGAGCGUAUGCACCGGCACAUUGAGCUUGCCUGGGCGUUUUCUACUGUCAUUGGAACUUUGCUCUUUCUUGCAGAGGUGGUAUUACUGUGUUGGGUGAAGUUCCUUCCCUUAAAGAAGAACCCUAGUGGUCCGUCCCAGAACAGCAGCUCCACCAUCACAUCAGGACAGGCAGCAGCCAUUGCAUCAACGUCUAUUAUGGUUCCCUUUGGACUGAUUUUCAUUGUGUUUGCCGUCCACUUCUACAGGUCACUGGUCAGCCAUAAAACAGACAGGCAAUUUCAGGAACUGAAUGAACUUGCUGAAUUUGCACGGCUCCAGGAUCAGCUGGAUCACAGAGGUGAUGCCAUCUCCCCAGCUGUUACCCAUUUUGCAUAAACCUGUACUUAAAGAAAAUAAACCCACUAUCCUGCUUCUGCCUUGUUA
Molecule: messenger RNA, 920 nt
Organism: Cygnus atratus (black swan)
Lineage: Eukaryota; Metazoa; Chordata; Aves; Anseriformes; Anatidae
Gene: ORAI1
Product: ORAI calcium release-activated calcium modulator 1
Exons: 2
Coding region: 192-872 (226 amino acids)
Biological process (GO): store-operated calcium entry
Cellular component (GO): membrane
Molecular function (GO): store-operated calcium channel activity
Source: RefSeq, a predicted model, not a curated record